AUGUCUAAAGUUACGCAGCAACUGAAAUUUUUGAAUAAAAUUAGCGCCACUACUAAGCUACCGCAGAUUCUUGUAGAUCCGAAGAAGUAUUCUGGACUUAGAUUGACUUUUCAGACGAAAAACCACAAUGGACAUAUGGGCGCUAGGGUCUUUUGGCACAACUAUCUACCCACUUUACAAUUUUAUAAUCCAGAAAUGAAAUUUGAUGUGAUGAGAAUCAAGAAUGAAGACAAGCAGAAAAGCGUUCCUUGCAUGCUAGAAGUUUUAUCUCAUGAAGGCUCUGUUGUAGAGACCAUUGAUAUGCGCAAUAAAAUGCACGAGGAUAUAAUGAAAGAUCUACUUAACAAAAUUGAGCACACUCCUCUUCCUGAAAAUAAGAUUGUAAGAAUUGGAUUGCAAAAAGUAGUGUAG
Messenger RNA from Saccharomyces mikatae IFO 1815, 411 nucleotides. RefSeq names its product mitochondrial 54S ribosomal protein mL61 (gene MRP49). Bases 1 to 411 code for a protein of 136 amino acids. Lineage: Eukaryota; Fungi; Ascomycota; Saccharomycetes; Saccharomycetales; Saccharomycetaceae. The transcript has a single exon. The record is from RefSeq and is a predicted model, not a curated record. Gene Ontology annotation, cellular component: mitochondrion. Gene Ontology annotation, molecular function: structural constituent of ribosome.